GGCUCUUCCGGUGUUGUGGAGGCGGUUCCGGUUCGCGGCGGUUCCCGAGUUUUGCGUUCCGCGCCCGGCCGGAAACCCCUUCGCUUAGCAGCCGGUUCCGGUUCGGUGAGUGGCGGCGGGAAGCUGGGGGAGGGGUGAGGAUGGAGGGAGCCUGGGCCAGGAGGCAGCGCCGGGCCGGGCCGGGCCUGGACCAGGCUGGGCGGGCGCGGGAACGGCCGUGGGGACGGCGCUCUCCCUCUGCCCCGCCCCCUGGGACCACCUCCCCUCCCCCUGCGGUCCGCCGGCCGCCGUCCGGCCGGGCGCCGGGAGUCGGGCCUCCCGAGGCCGUCACUCAGUCCCCCUCCUCCCGGGCGGGGAGAGGCAGCUCCCUGGCCCCUCGCAGGCCCGCCUCGGCGUCCGGUGCUCCUUGUGGGGAAAGCCGUUUGGGAUUUCGGGGCUUUCCCGCCAGCGCGGGGUCUUCUCUCCGGGGAAAGCUGUUUUCGCCGGGAAGCUCGGCUUCCUGUUGCACCUGCUUCACCUCCCGCUUCCUUUGAGAAUGACUGGUAUUUCUCGGCUGCUUCUGCGUCUCACGUAAACAUUUCUCCAACUCUCUCACUCGGUGGUAUUUCCCUGACAUGUGAUACAUCGCUAGUGCCACCACCAGAAAGAAACGGCUGGACCCUUCUGCCCAGAUGAGACCACUCGUUUAAGAAAAUUUUGUCCUUUUAGCAGAUGAAAGAAUAAAGCUCCAAUUUUAUGACUUUGUAUCUUUGCUAAAGUCAGUGAUGUGAAAAGACCUGACAUGGAUGAUAUUGCUGAUAGGAUGAGGAUGGAUGCUGGAGAACUAACAUUCGUGAACCACAAUUCCAUUUUCAAAACCCAUCUCCUGUCACAGACAGGUUUUCCAGAGGACCAGCUUUCAUUUUCUGACCAUCAGAUUUUACCUUCAAGGCAAGAAAAUUUGGAUCGAUCUUUUACAUGUUCUAUGAGAAGUGCAUCUUAUAACCCAAAUUAUUAUUCAGACAAACCUUCCUCAGACAGUUUUGGCUUGGGAGACUUAAGAACAUUUGGCCAGAGUGCAAAUGGCCAGUGGAGAAAUUCCACUCCAGCAUCAGGUUCAACUUUACAAAAAUCAAGAAACAGUCGAAGUCUUUACCUCGAAAUCCGAAAGACCUCAAGUGGAUUAUCAAACACUUUUACAGGGAAGUCAAACCAUCACUGCCAUGUGUCUGCAUAUGAAAAAUCUUUUCCUGUUAAGCCUGUUCCAAGUCCAUCUUGGAGUGGUUCAUGCCGUCGAAAUCUUUUGAGCCCCAAGAAAACUCAGCGGCGACAUGUUAGUACAGCAGAAGAGACGGUCCAAGAAGAAGAAAGAGAGAUUUAUAGACAACUGCUACAGAUGGUCACAGGGAAGCAGUUUUCUGUAGCCAAACCCACUACACAUUUUCCUUUACAUCUGUCUCGAUGUCUUAGUUCCAAUAAGAAUCCUUUGGAAGACCCACUGUUUAAAAAUGGCACCUCUUGUGCAGCUCCAAUUGUUGGGUCUGAUACUUCGUCAUCUGGAUCUGCCAGCAUCUUGACUACCCAGGACCAGCUGUCCCACAGUGUGUGCUCCUUGUCUUCUUAUGCUCCAGAUGUCGUGGCCUUUGGACCCAGAGAUUCUGAUCCCCUCCACCAAGCUCAGCAUCAUCAAACACUUCCACAUCAGCCAGAUAACUUAUCAGUUUCAAAUACGCACUCUGAAGGAUCAGACUCUGUGAUUUUACUCAAAGUGAAAGAUUCCCAAACUCCAACUCCCAGUCCUGCUUUUUUCCAGGCAGAGCUUUGGAUCAAAGAAUUAACUAGUGUUUAUGAUUCUCGAGCCCGGGAAAGAUUGCGCCAGAUUGAAGAGCAGAAAGCAUUGGCAUUACAGCUUCAAAACCAGAGAUUACAGGAACAGGAACAUACUGUCCAUGACUCAGUAGAACUGCAUCUUCGCGUACCUCUUGAAAAGGAGGUCCCUGUCACUAUCUCCCAGCAAACAGAAAAAAAAAGUCGUGAAUUAACUAACAGUGAAGAUGAAUUUCCGGAAAUCACAGAGGAAAUGGAGAAAGAAAUUAAGAAUGUAUUUCGCAGUGGGAACCAGGAUGAAGUUCUGAGUGAAGCAUUCCGCUUGACCAUUACUCGCAAAGAUAUUCAGACUCUAAACCACCUGAACUGGCUCAAUGAUGAGAUCAUCAAUUUCUAUAUGAAUAUGUUGAUGGAGCGAAGUAAAGAGAAAGGAUUGCCAAGUGUGCAUGCGUUUAAUACCUUUUUUUUCACUAAGUUAAAAACGGCUGGUUAUCAGGCAGUGAAACGUUGGACAAAGAAAGUGGAUGUAUUUUCUGUUGACAUUCUUUUGGUGCCCAUUCACCUAGGAGUGCACUGGUGUCUUGCUGUUGUGGACUUCAGAAAGAAGAAUAUUACCUAUUAUGACUCUAUGGGUGGGAUAAACAAUGAGGCCUGCAGGAUCCUUUUGCAAUACUUGAAGCAAGAAAGCAUUGACAAGAAAAGAAAAGAGUUUGACACCAAUGGCUGGCAGCUCUUCAGCAAGAGAAGCCAGGAAAUCCCACAGCAGAUGAAUGGAAGUGACUGUGGCAUGUUUGCCUGCAAAUAUGCUGACUGCAUUACCAAAGACAGACCCAUCAGCUUCACACAGCAACACAUGCCAUAUUUCCGGAAGCGGAUGGUCUGGGAGAUCCUCCACCGGAGGCUUCUGUGAGGACUGUCUCAGUCGGCAGCCACUGACCAUGGGGACCAGCUCAGAACAGCCGCUCUCGCCCUCUGUCUUGUGCAGCCCUCGGUUCAGGACCAGGCCCGGUGACACGCGUUCACAAGCACACCUGCCUUUCCUUUUGUAUCUCAGAUACUAUUUUUGCAAAGAAACUUUGGUGCUGUGAAAGGGGUGAGGGACAUCCCUAAGCUGAAGAGAGACUGUUUUUCAUGUCUUCAGCUCUGCCCUCUUGUUUUCAAAGGACUCCUGCCUCACUCAGUUCUUGUUGGGGGCUGAGAGUCUUGGUCUUCUGUGAGCUCUUGUUGCUAGGCCUUACUGAGAGGAAGGGGCGUGGGCAAAGGGUGGGGAUGAAAACCACCAGCACAUGCACGCACACAUAUACACACAGGACUUUCAAGAUGUGUCAUCAGGAGGGUGCCUGUAUACUGGACUUCGAGGCACCUGUGUAAGUCCCUACUCCAGGCCUUUUCCUAUUUAUAUGCCCCUCUGUGAAAUCCGUCUGCUUCCAUGCAAGGCUGUUCUAUCAUGUGUAGCUUCCUCCCACCCUGAAGCACAUCACCCGAGCCCUGGGUGGACCCCAAUGCCCCGAGCAGUCCUUUCCUUAAAAGCAGGGGUUUGCAUGUGCUUACAGUACGUGCUGUGGGGGAGGCCCACCUAGGGGGAGGUGCAGCAGAGCGACAGGCACCACUUUCAUUGCUGCCACCUCCUGCCCAAGAAGAAGGCCCGCAGUCUUCAGCAUAGAAUUCCAGCAUUGAUGAAUGCGGAUCUAGCUUGACCUGUGGCUAGUUCAGAUGUGUUUCUAACCACAGAGAAUUUAAUAUAUAUAUUUCACAGGGAUGUGCUUUUUUUUAAAGGCUGAAUAUGUUCACCAUUUUAGCCUGUACAUUUAUUUCCAUUUUCCACAUUUAGCUCCAGCACGCCCAGCUCCCAGCCCCUGUGUAGGGUGUUUGUGGACUUCUAACAAUAUUUUGAGGGCUGGAUGAACUUUGGCUUAGGGGUAAUGGUUACAGAGGGAGGCGAGAUUUUCAAUUAGAAAACGGGUGGAAUCUGUACGGUCAACUUAGAUUAAAAGCCACUGUUCCUGUCAUUCUUUGUAGCCUCCUACCCUCGGUGCCCCCCAGGCCAGGUAGUGACAUGGUCCAGUGCCAGUGUUAUUUUGUACUGAAGCACCAAAAUAGGAACAUUUUAUACCUUUUUCUGUAUAGUAACAGGUAGUUUUGUAUGAAAUCUUUUUUCCUCUCCCCUUGUGCCCCAUCCUUUCCAACAUUGUGCUUUCUCCCUGGGCUUAUUUGAAAAAUUUACUCUGUUUUAUACCAAGCUUGUUUAGUACAUUUUUCUAUGUUUUACCACAGGUUACAAUUUGAAAAGAAAACUAUUUUUUUUAACUAUUCCAUUGUCAACUGAAUGUUACUAUUUCCACUUCAGCAACUAAAUGUCCUGUCGUUUUCAUGACUGCCUGCCUGCCUUUUGGGGGAAGACUAUUGUUUCUUUUCUUUUUCUUCUUUCUUUCUUU
Molecule: messenger RNA, 4241 nt
Organism: Manis javanica (Malayan pangolin)
Lineage: Eukaryota; Metazoa; Chordata; Mammalia; Pholidota; Manidae
Gene: SENP1
Product: SUMO specific peptidase 1
Biological process (GO): proteolysis; protein desumoylation
Cellular component (GO): nucleus
Molecular function (GO): deSUMOylase activity
Source: RefSeq, a predicted model, not a curated record